Balaenoptera acutorostrata (minke whale) is the source of this 5051-nucleotide messenger RNA. RefSeq names its product SH3 domain containing kinase binding protein 1 (gene SH3KBP1). Bases 400 to 2397 code for a protein of 665 amino acids. The record is from RefSeq and is a predicted model, not a curated record. The transcript has 18 exons. Gene Ontology annotation, molecular function: protein binding. NCBI's taxonomy places the organism in Eukaryota, Metazoa, Chordata, Mammalia, Artiodactyla, Balaenopteridae.
CGGCGACGACGACGACGACGAGGAGGAGGAGGGGAGAGCGGGCGGCGCGGCCGCGGCUGCCGGGCGCUGGGCUGGGCGGCGCUUUUUUUUUUUUCGCAAUUUCCACUAGCGGGGAGCAGGAAACCCGGCGCAGCCGGGCGCAGCGGGCCGCGAUGCAGCAGCAGCAGGAGUCGCCCCGGGCCAGCAGCGGCAGCAGCAGCAGAGGCAGCAGCGGGCGGCGCUGAGCCGCCGCGGCCGCCGCUACUGAGGAAGAAGCCGGCCCAGACGCCGCCGCGUCCCUAUCCCCGCGCCCACAUCCCGGCUUCCCGAUUCCCGCGACCGGGUCCCGGCGCCCUGACCCCCGCGUCCGCCUCCGCUAACUUUCACGCUGCCUCGGCGGCCCGGCCCGGCUCGACGCCAAUGGUGGAGGCCAUAGUGGAGUUUGACUACCAGGCCCAGCACGACGAUGAGCUGACGAUCACCGUGGGUGAGAUCAUCACCAACAUCAGGAAGGAGGAUGGAGGCUGGUGGGAGGGACAGAUCAAUGGCAGGAGAGGUUUGUUCCCUGACAACUUUGUAAGAGAAAUAAAGAAAGAGAUGAAGAAAGACCCUCUCUCCAGCAAAGCUCCAGAAAAGCCCAUGCACGAAGUGUCCAGUGGAAAUGCAUUGCUGUCUUCUGAAACAAUUCUAAGAACCAACAAGAGAGGCGAGCGACGGAGGCGCCGGUGCCAGGUGGCGUUCAGCUACCUGCCCCAGAACGAUGAUGAGCUUGAGCUGAAAGUUGGCGACAUCAUAGAGGUGGUAGGAGAGGUAGAAGAAGGAUGGUGGGAAGGUGUUCUCAAUGGAAAGACUGGAAUGUUUCCUUCCAACUUCAUCAAGGAGCUGUCGGGGGAGUCGGACGACCUCGGCAUUUCCCAGGAUGAGCAGCUCUCCAAGUCAAGUUUAAGGGAAACCACAGGCUCCGAGAGUGAUGGGGGUGACUCGAGCAGUACCAAAUCCGAGGGUGCCAACGGGACAGUCGCAACGGCCGCAAUCCAGCCGAAGAAAGUUAAGGGAGUGGGCUUUGGAGAUAUUUUCAAAGACAAGCCAAUAAAGCUAAGACCAAGGUCGAUUGAAGUAGAAAAUGACUUUCUGCCUGUGGAAAAGACUAUUGGCAAGAAGUUACCUCCGACUGCAGCAACUCCGGACUCGUCAAAAACAGAAAUGGACAGCAGGACAAAGGCCAAGGAUUACUGCAAAGUAAUAUUUCCAUAUGAGGCACAGAACGACGAUGAAUUGACAAUCAAAGAAGGAGAUAUAGUCACUCUCAUCAAUAAGGACUGCAUCGAUGUAGGCUGGUGGGAAGGAGAGCUCAAUGGCAGACGCGGAGUGUUCCCUGACAACUUCGUGAAGUUACUUCCGCCGGACUUUGAAAAGGAGGGGAAUAGACCCAAGAAGCCACCUCCUCCAUCGGCUCCCGUCAUCAAGCAAGGGGCAGGUACCACUGAAAGAAAACAUGAAAUUAAAAAGAUACCUCCUGAAAGGCCAGAAACGCUUCCAAAUAGAACAGAAGAAAAAGAAAGACCAGAGAGAGAGCCAAAGCUGGAUUUACAGAAGGCUUCUGUUCCUGCCAUACCGCCCAAAAAGCCGCGGCCACCCAAGACCAAUUCUCUCAGCAGACCAGGUGCGCUGCCCCCGAGGAGGCCGGAGCGACCAGCGGGGCCCCUGACCCAUACCAGGGGUGACGGUCCAAAGAUCGACUUGGCGGGCAGUUCGAUAUCUGGCAUCCUGGACAAGGACCUCUCGGACCGCAGCAAUGACAUCGACCUAGAAGGGUUUGAUUCCGUGGUGUCAUCUACUGAGAAGCUCAGUCACCCAACCACAAGCAGACCAAAAGCCACGGGGAGGAGGCCUCCGUCCCAGUCCCUGACGUCCUCUUCCCUUUCAAGCCCUGAUAUCUUUGACUCCCCAAGUCCUGAAGAAGAUAAAGAAGAACACGUUUCGCUUGCACACAGAGGAGUGGACGCAUCAAAGAAAACUUCAAAGACUGUUACCAUAUCCCAAGUGUCCGACAACAAAGCAUCGCUGCCGCCCAAGCCGGGGACCAUGGCUGCGGGCAGUGGCGGGCCGGCCCCUCUGUCCUCAGCAGCACCCUCUCCCCUGUCGUCCUCUUCGGGAACAGUUGGACACAGAGCCAACUCCCCGUCUCUGUUCGGCGCGGAAGGAAAACCAAAGAUGGAGCCUACAGCCAGCAGCCAGGCGGCCGUGGAGGAGCUGAGGACACAGGUCCGGGAGCUGAGGAGCAUCAUCGAGACCAUGAAGGACCAGCAGAAACGAGAGAUUAAGCAGUUACUGUCAGAGUUGGAUGAAGAGAAGAAAAUCCGGCUUCGGUUGCAGAUGGAAGUUAAUGACAUAAAGAAAGCUCUUCAAUCAAAAUGAAUACUUGAUAAAUGAAAUGUUGCAUUAUUCAUCCCAAGUCCAAGACUCAAAAUUUCCGCCCCAGCCAAAAUAACCUUGUGCCAAAAGAUGAAAAAUUGCCUCAACAUGUCCCUGUUUCAAAAAUUAGCACAAAAGUCUUGAUAGCACAACACAAAUUCCAUCCAAGAGGAGACUCUUCCCCAUGGUAUAGUCCUGGGUCUGGCACUGGUUGUGACUUAAACAGAGCAAAUUGUGCUAAAGGCUUUUUUACUAUGAGAUCUCACGCGAAACGAAAACUCAGGCAGUUUAGUCCAUAGUGGUACUAUUUUGAUGAUAUUUUCCAUUAAUAAAAUGUAAUUUUAGAGUCUUCGUUUACAAGCUUUAUAAUUUUAUGAUUUUUUUAAUCGUGUUUUGCCACAGAUUCCCCCAGUGUUUGUAUUACACAUAGUCCGGAGCGAGCAUCCCAUUCUUUUGCUUUAGGCGGAAAGCUGCCUCGCUCUGUGUCCCCCUCAAGGAGUCUGUUACAUAUGCAAUUUUAGGUCCAACCUGUCCCUUCUCCUGCCAGCAAACCCCACCACCCUAAGAUAAAUUUUAGCUUAUAUAUGAUGGUAUAUUUACAAAAAGAGAAAGAGAAAAUCUGGUAUUUGCAAUGAUCUGUGCCUUCUUUUUACCACCCUCUUGAUUGGAGCUUUUGUGAUGCAGCUACCAUGAUUUAAAAAACACACACACACAUUUAUUUUUUUUAGUCACUUAUCAAAGUCUACUAGAGGCCACUGUCUUCAAAGCUUCUCUCGCCUAACCAAAGGUCCUAAGAGGAGACAGCUGUGAAGUUGGGCGUGCUCUUUGGUACCAGCUGUGACUUUUAAGUUCUCCUAGUUUUAGGUUGUUCAUGAACUAGAAAUGUCACCCCUGCUUGAUUUUUCAUCAGCCAAGUUAAACCCCUGCUUCCUGUCCUUUGCACCUUUUGAGUGAACGGAAUAUGCAUUAUUAAAGCAAAAAUAAAUAAAAGUAAAAUGCAAAUGAAAACAAAGGCGGGGGGGGAGUUGUAUUAUUUCCUGCACUAGGUUAUCCGUGUGUGCUGUUGUUGAAACUGUACUCACAUGAUCUCAUUUGCCUUGCUCUCUUGUAACCCCUUCCUCAGGUCCAAGAGAAAGGGGGGAGGCGCUUGUUGAAGCGUAGCCAUUGGCUCUCUCUUGCAUUUAUGGAAUUGCUUUUUCCGACCCGAGGAAACUGGUGUUUGCUUGUCCACUUUAUCUUUGUAGCCAAUGAAGAGUUCAGCUUUAGACUAAUGUAACUGUUUUCUCAUCCUUAGCAGAAAAUAAGGGGAGCAUACUGUAUUGCAAGAUAGUUUGGGGAUUAGGGGGUGGGGGGGUGGUCCCUUCAUGGCCCCUGAAGGUGUUUUAUGUGUUUCUACAAAGCUGCUUUGUCCAUUUCCUGAGUUUUAGAGUGAAACUACUAAACAUGAGUAGAUUUGUACAACCACAAAGAAUGAGAAUUGAUAACACUGAAGGAGUGAUGCAAAAAAAAAAAAAUCAUCACACGUUCUUGAUCAUCGAAAGUAUUACAAAUGAAUGUCUCUGCCUCUCUCCCUUCCCCCGCCUUCCUCUUACCUACUUAUUCAACCUUGUUGCUGGAGGCCGCUAUUUCCUCCAGAGUAUUUACAGAGCCGCGGACAUCCUGGUCUUCCAGGUGCGGUUCCAGGGUGAUGGCACAGUUAAGGGAAGGGAGUGUGUAAAGAAAGAAGCCUCACACCCUUCACUCUCAUAUCUGGACAUACUGCCUUUCCAGCAGCCUUGCCCUCAGUGUGCUUGGGGCCAGGAGUGCCAAGUUUCCAAGGGCCACAUAAAACAUUCCUAUACCCCUUGACUGUUCUAGGCAUUUCUACGUUAAACUUGAAGCCUUUAGAAAUUUCCCACCACCGAAUAUAAGAAUGAGGAUUGGCUUCUUUGACAUUUGGAUUUCUCAUUUACUCAUCAUGAAAAUCCCUAAUGGUAUAGUUUUAUAUAAUGUGUAUACAGAGAAAGAUUGUGAAUAAAUUAAAUUGAGAGGUUGGAGUGCCCUCGUGGGGCACUGGCGACCUGAAAAAUAGAGCCAUUGGCUUUCUUUGUAUCAGGAGAGAGAGAAGCAAUUCUAGAAGGAGAAGUUGGCGUAUGCAGCUUCAUUACUGCCCUAUGGGCUAACCAGCAAGAGGAUUCUACAGUCAUGGAACUGGAUGAGCCACUGCCCGAACAGCCACCAUCUUUACUCUUUACAAAACGGGCCUGUGAAGAAUAUUGAACAGCUUGGAAGUAUCACUUUUGAAAAAAUUCUUUUGCAUUCAGCAUGGACUCGACCAGCAUCUGUGGAGAUUAUUUUUUUGCUUCAUUUUCUAAAGUUGUAUUUAGAAAAGUCUUAAGUAUUGUGCUUUGUAAAGAAGAUGAUUAAAAUGAAGUUUUGUGGAAAUAUUUUUGUUCAAAGUUGUCAUGGUCCAAGAGGAAUGAUAUCUUGGAAUUAAAGUCAUUUUCCUCCAUUUUCCACAAUUCGGUUACUCUCAGAGAAAUGUCUUAAUGUCUUCAGAAGACAUGGAAUAUAGUGCCCCCCCCCUUCUCAUCUUUCCCAAGUGAAGAGAAAUAAUCCAGUAAAAUCUGUAGCUGUGAAUUCCAUUUUUAAGCUGUUCACUUUUACAUUCAUAUUUA